CGUCUAAAAUCGAGUGCCUCCUCUGGACUCCGCAUACAGCUAAACAAACUACAACAUCACCCUGCGCCUUUGUUGCCAGACAGCGGCUAUAUAUCGUUCCGGCUAGCUUAGCUGAGGAGGAAAAGGUUAAAGAAAAACGCCACACACAAAAAAAAAAUGAUUCGUGUUCCGUUUUGAUGUAGCCGAACAAUCCCGAACGUGGGAUCAGUAGCAGAUUUAGUCGAAUAAAUCGGUCGCUAUACGAGGACGUUUGACAGAACGAGGAGAGUACACAUGUCGUCUGCAGCAGAGACGGUGGAAAAUGCCUCCAUCAUGUCAGAGAGUCUGGCCCAUGACGGGAACCGCUUGUGGAUUGGCAACAUCGAUCCCAAAAUCACAGAGUAUCACCUGGUGAAGCUGUUGGAAAAGUUUGGCCAGGUGAAACAGUUUGACUUCUUGUUCCAUAAGUCCGGGCCUAUGGAAGGACAGCCACGCGGCUACUGCUUUGUCAACUUCAGCACCAGAGAGGAGGCCGAGAGGGCGAUCCAGUGUUUAAACGGGAAACUAGCUUUGUCCAAGAAGUUGGUCGUGCGCUGGGCGCACGCACAGGUGAGGAGGUUUGAAGGUUUCCGUAACGACAAGACGAUGCCUCCCAGCCUGGAGCCGUCAUCCAGCGGUGCAGCGGAUGACGGACCCGUAACAGCCAAUCACCUCAGUACAAGUGCUAAAAUCCGCGCCAUCGAGGCCAAGCUCCAGAUGAUGGAGGAGAAUCCAGAAGACGACUACUCCGGCCCGUCGGCCUACGAGCACAACAAGCCACCAGAGAGGAAACGCUGGGAGCCCUACUCUAAAUCACACCACAACAACCAGAGCAGGCCCUUCCGCAAGUUUCGGAGAUGACCCCCCACCCCCCAUGCUCCUGCUCAUUCUGGAGACCCCCCGCCCACCACCACACCUCAGCCCCCACCUCCACACAAACAGAUACUAUACAGACUUUACACAUCCUAUCUGGGAAUAAAAAGAUUUUUGAACUUGUUCAAAAUUCCUUCAGAACCUGGACUCUUUUGGGAGUAAUCGCCGACGAGUACCUGAAGUGUUUUUGUUUAUUUUUGCUUACAGUACGUCAUUAGUUGUUUUUUUGUUUUUUUGUAGUUUUGGCUAAAGUACAGCCCAUACCUGACCGCUGUGCAGGUUGGAUCCCUCAUCAGUCUGCUUUCUCAUUGUUACAGAGAUUCAGUUCAGGCUCGUCAUCCAGCUGUGAUGCAAAGCUGCUACAGGAAAGAACUUUUUUUAUUGUUAGAGAAAGAAUUCUCUAAGGUUUUUUUUUUUAAACUUCCAGAUAACAUUAUUUAAAUGAGACAGAAAAAAUUAGGGACUUAAAUAUUCAGCAUUUGUCUUUUAAUUCAAGAAUGAAGAGGAAGAAACUCAAAGAUUUAUAACAGGUUUGUAUUUAUGGAGUUUAAAUCAUAAAACACAAGAGACUCAGUGUAAGUUGCAGUGUGUGUGUGUGAAGUUUUUUUGCUUUUUUCCUAAUAGUUUAACCCCCCAAUCCAAUUUUUAUGCAGUUAUUGUCCAAUUAUUUUUUUACUGAUUUUCACGUGGUAUGUAGUGUUUUAUUUUUUUUUCAUUUUAAUUUUUCAAUUAAAAGCGAAUAAAUGUCUAA
Scophthalmus maximus (turbot) is the source of this 1642-nucleotide messenger RNA. It is a transcript of the gene rbm18, whose product is annotated as RNA binding motif protein 18. The coding region runs from base 274 to 879 and encodes 201 amino acids. The record is from RefSeq and is a predicted model, not a curated record. Lineage: Eukaryota; Metazoa; Chordata; Actinopteri; Pleuronectiformes; Scophthalmidae. The transcript has 6 exons. Gene Ontology annotation, molecular function: RNA binding.